Molecule: messenger RNA, 3030 nt
Organism: Knipowitschia caucasica
Lineage: Eukaryota; Metazoa; Chordata; Actinopteri; Gobiiformes; Gobiidae
Source: the annotation of a GenBank genome assembly
AUGGGAGACACUGAGCUGUGCCUCAUCGACAAGAAGAUAAAAAGUUUACAAGAAGUCCAGUUGGUUUCCACAAUAACUUCCCUGAAUCUUCACUGUAACAACAUCCCAAAGAUCGAAGGCUUCACCCACGCUUGGCACCUGCGUCACCUGGACCUCUCCUCCAACAGCAUCUCGCACAUAGAGGGCCUGAGCGCACUCACUUCUCUGAGGACUUUGAAUCUAUCCUGCAACUUAAUCACCAAGGUUGAAGGACUGAAUGGCCUUGUGAACUUAACAAGAUUAAACUUGUCCUAUAAUCAGAUUAAUAACCUCACAGGUUUGUUGUAUCUCCACGGCCCGCAGUACAAGCUUAACCACCUUAGCCUCCAUAGCAACCAGCUGGACAGCAUCGAUCACCUGCUCCAGUGCCUUCUGGGAUUGCACACACUAAAAGAAGUUGUUUUAUACAAAGACGGAGCAGACAAUCCGCUCUGCAGGUCGCCAGGUUACCGGGAGAUUGUUUUCCAGUCAUUGCCUCAGCUUCAUGUCCUGGAUGGUCUGGACCAGUUAGGAAACCCACGUGAAGCGCGUGUGCAUAAACUCGACAUUCCUGGUUUGGACGACUAUGUGGACCUGUUUCUUUCUUCUGACACCAGUCAUAAUGAUCCUGUUAAAGGCAGUAAUAUUCAUACACCCCGCAUUGAUGAAGCGCUGAACCAAUUUCGUCGGCAAGUUGCAUCAGAUGUUUUAGCAGAUGGCGGCGCGCAAUCGGAUCAAACGGACGCGGCUCCAGUGGUUCCCAGCGCGUCCAAUCCACCGGACCGCCAUAACGAAGAGCGCCUCAGGACACUGGAGCGGCAGGUGUCUCUACUCAUUCAGAAGGGCCCCACACUGGACAAACCCCGGAGCUUCAGCACACCUCCUGUAGUGAUGCUACGGCUUCCAAAGAGGGACACGGAUCGUACGUCGGAGAGCGAGUGUGACAGUGGGAAAGAAAACAAGAAGCGCUCACGAAUCCCCAAACAGAGAAGCAGCUCAGGAACCAGGAGCAAAGACGCAAAAACGAGAAGAUCCGACAGUGAUCAGGAGAAUCGUAAAACUACAUCUUCAAAGUCGUCUGUGGAUACCAGAAAGAAAUGUGUCAUCGCAGCAGGACUGGAGACAGCAGGGACCAUGCGGAGGCACCCUUUGAAAUCUACUGAAGCUUCUGGGCCUGUGAAAACAAGGUCCACCAACGAAGAGGAGACCUACAGGACCAUCGUGGAGGAGCGUGACCAAGAGCGGGAGCGGCGCUGGAAGGCUGAGCAGGCCGUGAGGAAGCUGACAGAGGAGAUGAAGUGUCUCCAGACAAAAGUCAGCGAGGAGCACGACCUCCAGAGUCUGGCUGUGCACACCACCGACAGGCUGAAGGAGCUGUUGCUGAAGGAGCGCUCAGGCCGCUCUGAGCUGCAGCGGCGUGUGGAGGAGCUUGAGGGCCGCUGUCAGUCUCUCACUCAGCAGCUGGAGCAGAGCAGAAGCACAGAGCAAGUGCACAGGGCUGGACUAAGCAAACUGGAGCUGAGCGUCGCCCAAGCGGACAGUCUGAGGGCCUCGCAGAGAGCAGAGGAGAUGAAGCGGUUCCAGGAGAUGGAGAACAAGGUUGUGGUGUUAAAAAGGGAGCUGGAUAUUCAAAGAGCUUCAGUCCAGCAGCACAAAGACAAACUUCAGCAUCUCCACGAACUUCUGGCUGCAAGGGAACAAGAGCACAGAAAGCAGCUGGAGAUGCGGCUUCAGCCCGGUGGAGCAGAUUUUCGGGAGGCGGUGGCUAAAGAAGUGGCGUCAGUCAAAGCAAAACUGUCUCAGAAGGAGCGUGAGCUGCAGAAAAGAAUAGCAGAGGGAAGGGGGCAGUACGCCGCGCUGGAGGACGAGUUUCGAAUGGCUUUAACUAUCGAAGCCACAAGAUUCUCUGAGGUGAAGGAGGCUUGUGAUCACAUGAGUGGAGAGUUGACAGAUUUGAGGUCGUCCUUGUCGCAGUCGCAGCAGAGAGAGCGGAAGUCUGCCACUCUGGUCCAGGAUCUCACAGCGAUGGUCAAAGAGCAGAAGAGCCGCAUCACAGACCUCAUCAACACCAAACGAGAGACCGUCGCGGAGCUCAAGAGCCGUCUGCAGAGGAUGGAGUCGGAGCUGGGGCAGGACCGGCAUGUGUCGGUGCAGCUGGAGCUCCUGAAGAAGGACAAGUCCAGACUGUUGUCUCAGCUCACAGCGCAGGAGUCUGUGAUUGACGGGCUCCGGGCCGAGAGGAGGAUCUGGGGACAGGAACUGGCUCAACAAGGAGCUUCUUUAGCUCAGGAUCGUGGCCGUCUCGAGGCAAAGAUUGAGGUUCUGUCGGCUGAGCUGGUGACACAGAAAAAACAGAAUGAAAGAGACAACGACGCCCUGAAAAUUAAAGCCAAAAUCGUCGACGACCAGACUGAGACCAUACGCAAACUCAAAGAGUCUUUGCAGGAUCGAGAAGAGCAGAUUCGGAAGGUGAAGGAGGAGGCUGUCCAGACCCACAACUCCCUCAAAGACACAGAGACGGAGCUCAAAGAACACGUCGACCGCCUCUCUCAGCGCAAAGAAGAGCUGAAGCAGCAGCUGGAGGAAAAGGAAGUGGAGCUGGAGGAAGUCAAGAGGGUUCACAGUGAAUCCAGUAAGAAGUGGCGGGACAAAGCUGAACUUCUGACUCUGCUGGAGACUCAAGUAAAACGAAUGAAAGAAAACUUUGAUUCAAAAGAGAAGCUGCUGCUGGAAGAAUGCAACAAAGCCACGGAAGCACAAAAAGCGGCUGUGGAGAAACUGCGAAGUAUCGAUGAUGCUUUCAGACAGCAACUGGAAUCACUUCAGGUCACGCAUCAAAGCGAGCUGUUACAACUGGCCUCGGACAAGCAGAGACUGAUAGAGCAGGCCAAUCAGAAGGUUUAUGAAGUGGAGGAAGAGAUGCGUCAGCUGCUGGAGGAGACAAGCGCUCAAAAAAAAAUGAUGGAGGAGAAAAUUAAACGACUCAACAGUGUACUGAAGGACUUUAGCUAA